This is a messenger RNA of Blastomyces dermatitidis ER-3, 580 nucleotides long. Its product is annotated as STE24 endopeptidase. The transcript is spliced from 5 exons. Bases 67 to 330 code for a protein of 87 amino acids. The record is from RefSeq and is a predicted model, not a curated record. Lineage: Eukaryota; Fungi; Ascomycota; Eurotiomycetes; Onygenales; Ajellomycetaceae.
UGUUAAUCGAUAUACCUUUACUACCUUAUAAGUCAAGAUUAUACAUAAGAAAAUAUAGUUGCCAAGAUGCCUACUCCGUUGGAUAAAGCUUUGAAUUCAAAGAAUCUAUUCCUUGGAUUCGCAGGUCUUGUAACAGCGGCGGCAGCAUGGACGAUCUGGGGUGGCGAUAUGUUUCCCGCAGAACCAGACCCAACAGGAAACCCAGAAAACUGGUCAAUAGAGGAACUGAGACGGUGGCUUAGUUCGCGCGGUCUCCUGCCAAGUUCGACUGCGUCAAGAGAGGAUCUGGUCGAACGCGUGAAGGCGAAUUUGAGACAUCCGAGAAAAUAGUGUUGGUGGUUGGCCUAGAUAUACCUUAUGUUGAUUCGUUUCCCUUUCCCGUCGGAUAUGGCGCUAGUAUUGCAUUGUAUAUUCAGUUCGAGCAGGCCGUCGGGGUAAAUUCCUAGUCCAACAUGCCUCCUCUUGUAUUCCUUUCAAAUAAUCCCAGCUGUCUUGCAUGUUAGAAAGUUCAUAUAUCGUCCCAGCCAUGGACGGUCAACAAGCUCUUCCCAAAAUAUAAGCUCUUCAGAUAUUCACAGUC